AUGGGAGAUCUUUUCCUCAACAAAACAGUUUUGAAAGCGAGGUUUGAGUUAUGUGCAAUGAAGCAUAACUUUCACUACACAGUUACCAACUCCAAUAAAUCAGUUUGGUGUAUUAGAAGCGCUGAUAAGGUGUGCUUUUGGGGUGCUCGAGCUGAGUGUUUGAAGGGCUCCACAUAUUUUAUUAUUAAGAAGUAUGUCGGUGUACAUUCCUGCGCACCUUCAAACAAAACCAGUGCCGGAAAGACAGCUUCAGCGAAAACGAUAGGCAGUCUGCUAAUGCAUAAAUAUGAAGGUAUCAAGGAAAGGCCUAAAGCGAAAGAUAUUGUUCAGAUUAUGCGUAAUGAUUAUGGAUGUGAGAUCUCUGAUUCUUUAGCAUGGGAUUCCCGUGAAUAUGCAGUCAACGCUGUUAGAGGUAUUCCAGAGGAAAGUUAUGGGAAAAUACCAAAAUACUUGCACAUGCUGCGAGAGGCCAAUCCGGCGUUUGGUCAAUCGAUCAGAGGCUUUAACACAGUCAUGAGGCGUGUCAUUGUUGUCGAUGGAACAUUCUUGAAGAGUAAAUUCAAAGGGGUGCUACUGGUUGCAACUGCUAUAGAUGGAAAUUCAAAUUUAUAUCCUAUUGCAUUUGGGAUAGUAGACUCUGAGAAUGAACAGUCUUGGGAAUGGUUUAUGAGACAAUUAAAAGUUGUUGUUGCUGAUGACAAUGGUUUGGCUUUUAUUUCAGAUAGACAAGUGUCAAUAGCGAAGGCACUGGAGAAAGUGUAUCCGCUAGCGAGACAUGGUAUUUGUAUUCAUCAUUUGUUGAAUAAUGUGAUAUCGUAUUUCAAGGGGAAGGGAUUAGCUGGGUUGAUUUCAAAGGCUUAUAGAGUGGUUGAUUUCAAGAAGACGUUUGCUCAUGUUUGCAAUAUCAGUCCAGCAAUUGGAAAUUAUCUUAUGGAAGCAGAUGUCAAAAAGUGGGCUAGAUGUCAAUUUCAUGGAUACAUGUAUGACAUUAGGACAAACAAUCAUGCAGAGUCGAUAAAUUCUUCGUUGCGUUCGCCGAGAGAGUUUCCCGUAAUUCCUUUGUUGUACAGUAUUAGAGAAAUGCUGACACGCUGGUUUUUUAAGCGUAAGCAAUCGAUUUCAAAGCACACCCACCGUUUGACCAUAAAUGUGGAGGAAAAGAUUGAUAGGAGAAUUGGAAAGGGGGAAACUUUCAGAGUUUACCCUGUAACCGAUAGCCAGCUGCAUGUUAAAGGCGAUACAAUUGACUGCUUUGUUGAUUUGGACAAACAGACUUGUUCUUGUGGGAAGUACGACCUCUUGAAAAUCCCUUGUAGACACGCAAUAAAAGCUGGUUUCUUUGUUGGUAGAGAACCAUAUACAUUGACUGAUUUUUUUGUAUACCACGGGAGCUUGGAGAGAAGCUUAUCAAGAAAGCAUAAAUCCCAUUUCAGUUCCUGA
Molecule: messenger RNA, 1440 nt
Organism: Brassica napus (rape)
Lineage: Eukaryota; Viridiplantae; Streptophyta; Magnoliopsida; Brassicales; Brassicaceae
Exons: 2
Coding region: 1-1440 (479 amino acids)
Molecular function (GO): zinc ion binding
Source: RefSeq, a predicted model, not a curated record